Molecule: messenger RNA, 636 nt
Organism: Electrophorus electricus (electric eel)
Lineage: Eukaryota; Metazoa; Chordata; Actinopteri; Gymnotiformes; Gymnotidae
Source: RefSeq, a predicted model, not a curated record
AUGGCUGCAUUUAUUAUAGUGGGACUCUACUGGUAUGAAAAUGGUAAACUUAUAAACAGUGAUGUGUUACAACACUGUGUCCAGCAGCCAGUAGGACAGAAAACCAAGCAGGAACCGCAGGACGGCAGGUGGCUUCAGAAAUCCCAGCUAAACGGCGUUGCAGGGGAAAGCUCAACAGACUCCACCCGCAGUGAGAAAAUGGUACGGAUUGAAGUGGAGAAGGAGAUUCCCAUGUGUGUAUCUCUGCCAAUCGAGGUGAUAAGCCCUGAGCAGACCUUUCCUUUCUUGAACACCACACUCGCGGACCUGGGCAUUGAGGAAUCAGCAGUAAAGGAGCAGGUGGUGUGGGUGGACACCAAGCGCACGCUGGUGAAGAGCAAGUCUGGGAAGCUGAAGGAGAAGGAGGUGACAGUGCUGGAGGUGCGUGUUAGAGCGCAGCACCCUGGACGAGACAAGUGCCAAGAGGUCCUCUACAGCACUGAGUGGCGCACGGACCGCGCACACUGCCGCAGCGGAGUGACCAUCCUGCCCUGGCCCUACCCUCAGCCAGCUAAAAAUGAGAUGACCCUGGCCUUGGAUACCCAGUCCCAGUGUGAGAAGAACGAGGACUCAAAAGAGGUGCCAAGUGUGGAAUGA